GAUUCCCACGUGCUUUGCGAAGGGCGCGGAUUCCAGGGUGCACGUGAGCGGCUGCAGCGAUGGCGCUGGUGGCGAGGAACAGGGUGAGGAGCAGGGUGAGGCGGUGGGUGCUACUGCUACUGGGCCUCACGGAGUGUCUCCUGCUGUCCGGAGUUGUGUUUGGGUGGCCUUCCCUGGCCCACGUGCUCACCACUCAGCGCUACUUUCUGCCCGUUCACCACAACCACACAGCCCCCGACACCGCCGCUCACCUUCAUGCUCACCCGCCUGCUCACCCGACUACUCACCCUUCUACUCGCCCUCCUACUCAGCAUGCUAGUCACCCCCCUACUCACCCACCUACUCACCCGCGUCAGCGGCAGCAGCAGCAAGCGGCGGAUAGAACCUGGGAGACAUCCAACUCAACGAAUGGGACCAGAGAAGGUCUCUGGCCGGACUACAACGAUGACGACGACGAUUUGGAGCAGCAGCAGCAGCAGCAGGAGCAGCAGCAGCAGCAGCAGGAGCAGGAGCGAGUGUUGGGCUGGGUGUUUGUGACGGCUGCCUUUGUGGGCAACGUCGCAUCGCUGCCCUGUGGACUCCUUGUGGACCACGCCGGGAACACCGUCGCUCGCUCACUCGCUCU
Lethenteron reissneri (Far Eastern brook lamprey) is the source of this 625-nucleotide messenger RNA. Its product is annotated as activating signal cointegrator 1 complex subunit 2 homolog. NCBI's taxonomy places the organism in Eukaryota, Metazoa, Chordata, Hyperoartia, Petromyzontiformes, Petromyzontidae. The record is from RefSeq and is a predicted model, not a curated record.